AUGACCGAGCGUCGAGUGAACGCCGCGCAGGACGCGGUCAUUAAGGUGCUGGUAUUGGGUGAUGCCGCAACAGGAAAGACGAGCAUCAUCAAGCGAUAUGUACAUGACGCCUUCUCGGAGCACCAUCGCACUACGAUCGGCGUGGACUUUGCACUUAAGGCAGUCACGGUCAGCGGUACGACAGUGCGUCUGCAGCUGUGGGACAUCGCCGGACAGGAGCACUUUCGCGCGCUCAACCGAGUGUACUACAAGGAUGCACUAGGAGCACUGCUGGUCUACGAUAUGUCGCGUCCAGAGACGUUUGACAGCAUCAUGAAGUGGAAGAAGGAGAUUGACUCCAAGGUGGAGCUGCCGAAUGGAAAGCCGCUGCCGGUUAUUUUGUGUGGCAACAAGUGCGACUUGAAAGAAGAUGUGGAUCGGGACUUCUUGGACGAGUUCUGCAAUACGAACAACUUCACGGGCUGGUUCGACACAUCCGCCAAGGAGAACAUUCACAUUGACGAUGCCGCCAAGGCGUUGGUGACGGGCAUUCUGGAGCACAAGGACAUUUUCAAGCGGAAGUCCGAGGCCAAGAAACGCAACGACACUUUCCGCCCCACGAGUGCUGCCAACAGUGGCAACGCAAACCAAUCCAGUUGGUGCUGCAACAGCUUCUAA
Phytophthora infestans T30-4 is the source of this 657-nucleotide messenger RNA. RefSeq names its product Rab32 family GTPase, putative. Gene Ontology annotation, cellular component: Golgi apparatus; trans-Golgi network; vesicle. Gene Ontology annotation, biological process: vesicle-mediated transport. The record is from RefSeq and is a predicted model, not a curated record. The transcript has 4 exons. The coding region runs from base 1 to 657 and encodes 218 amino acids. NCBI's taxonomy places the organism in Eukaryota, Oomycota, Peronosporomycetes, Peronosporales, Peronosporaceae. Gene Ontology annotation, molecular function: GTPase activity; GTP binding.